This is a messenger RNA of Annulohypoxylon truncatum, 3006 nucleotides long. Its product is annotated as aconitase family-domain-containing protein. Gene Ontology annotation, biological process: L-leucine biosynthetic process. The transcript is spliced from 4 exons. Gene Ontology annotation, molecular function: 4 iron, 4 sulfur cluster binding; 3-isopropylmalate dehydratase activity. NCBI's taxonomy places the organism in Eukaryota, Fungi, Ascomycota, Sordariomycetes, Xylariales, Hypoxylaceae. The record is from RefSeq and is a predicted model, not a curated record. Gene Ontology annotation, cellular component: 3-isopropylmalate dehydratase complex. Bases 160 to 2502 code for a protein of 780 amino acids.
GAUCAUUUCAGAUUCAUACCUCCUUCAUCUCUCAAUUUCCAUUUUAAUUGCCACCCCUCUUCGCCAGCUCGAGUGCGCACACGAUCGGGAUUGAGCUCGCUUCAAAAGGUCACGAGAUACAUAGGGGAGAUUCUCGUAUUUCAAUAAAGACUCUCCAAGAUGCCCGUUGCCGAAGGUGUCCCGCAGACUUUGUACGACAAGGUUCUAGCCGCUCAUGUCGUGGAUGAGAAGCUUGAUGGCACUGUUCUGCUCUAUAUAGACAGGCAUCUCGUUCACGAAGUCACUUCACCCCAAGCAUUCGAAGGCUUAAAGAACGCUGGCCGAAAAGUCCGAAGACCUGAUUGCACCCUCGCCACCACAGACCACAAUAUCCCUACCAAGUCCCGAAAAGGCUUAAAGGAUCUUGCCUCCUUCAUCGAACAAGACGAUUCCCGCUUACAAUGUAUGACCCUUGAGGAGAAUGUAAGGGAUUUCGGAAUUACCUACUUUGGUCUCGGCGAUAAGCGUCAAGGUAUCGUCCAUGUCAUCGGCCCCGAGCAAGGUUUCACCCUUCCGGGUACUACUCUGGUCUGCGGUGAUAGCCACACCUCUACACAUGGAGCCUUUGGUUGCUUCGCCAUGGGAAUUGGGACCAGUGAGGUCGAGCACGUCCUGGCUACCCAGUGCCUCAUCACGAAGAGGAGUAAGAACAUGAGGAUACAAGUCGACGGCGAGCUGGCUCCCGGUGUCAGCUCCAAGGAUGUUGUACUCCACGCUAUUGGAUUAAUCGGAACUGCCGGAGGUACCGGCUGUGUUAUCGAGUUCUGCGGUUCCGUCAUCCGCGGCUUAAGUAUGGAGGCUCGUAUGUCCAUCUGUAAUAUGUCCAUCGAGGGCGGUGCUCGAGCUGGUAUGGUUGCUCCUGAUGACAUUACCUUCGAGUACUUGAAGGGCAAGCCUUUAGCCCCUCCUUAUGGCACUCCGGAAUGGGAUCGCGCUGUCAAGUACUGGAGAAGUCUCCAGUCGGACCCAGGUGCUAAGUACGAUAUUGACGUCCAGAUCGACGCCAAGGAUAUCAUCCCUACCGUGACUUGGGGUACGAGCCCCGAGGAUGUCGUUCCUAUCACCGGAGUUGUUCCUGAUCCGGAGACAUUCAAGUCCGAGUCAAAGAAGAAGGCUGGCCGAAGGAUGCUCGAAUACAUGGGUCUCACCGCCGGUACCCCGAUAACAGAGAUUCCCGUCGACAAGGUUUUCAUUGGUUCUUGCACAAACUCGCGAAUCGAGGAUCUUCGGGCCGCCGCACAGGUUGUCAAGGGCAAGAAGAAGGCCGAUAAUGUCAAGCGUGCUAUGAUCGUGCCCGGUUCUGGAGUAAUCAAGGACCAAGCCGAAGCUGAGGGUCUUGACAAGAUCUUCUUGGAUGCCGGAUUCGAAUGGAGAGAAGCCGGGUGCAGCAUGUGCCUCGGCAUGAACCCAGAUAUUCUAUCGCCAAAGGAGCGAUGCGCAAGUACGAGCAACCGAAAUUUUGAGGGCAGACAGGGUGCCCAAGGCCGAACACAUCUGAUGUCUCCUGUUAUGGCGGCGGCUGCUGCUAUCGUUGGCAAACUCGCCGAUGUCCGAAAGUUAACAGAGUACACCGCCAGCCCUCAUAUCGAUGCCUACAAAUUAAACAACACACCAGUAGGCAAGGCGCACGUCGACGAGAGUGUCGAAGAUGACGACGCCGCGAAGGAAAGGAUUACCGACCAACCUGAGGAUACCUCACCGCAUGUCAACUCCAUGGCCUCGGAAGCAGCUGGUUCUCAAGGCCUGCCGAAAUUUUUAGUUCACAGGGGUAUCGCUGCCGCCUUAGAUCGGGCUAAUGUCGACACAGACGCUAUUAUUCCCAAACAAUUUUUGAAGACCAUUAAGCGCACCGGCCUUGGAUCAGCUCUAUUCUAUGAAUCCAGAACGAAUGAGGACGGAUCCGUGAACAAGGACUUCGUUCUAAACCAAGAACCGUGGACAAAUGCUAAGAUCCUGGUCUGCACGGGUCCCAACUUCGGUUGCGGUAGCUCUCGAGAACAUGCUCCUUGGGCCCUCAACGACUUCGGCAUACGUUGCGUUAUUGCCCCAUCUUUCGCCGACAUCUUCUUUAACAACACCUUCAAGAAUGGCAUGUUGCCCAUCGCCAUUCAGAACCAGGACGAAAUUGAGAAGAUCGCGGCCGAGGCUCGCGCAGGCAAGGAGAUCGAAGUCGAUCUACCGAAUCAGGUCAUCCGUGAUGCUACGGGCAACGAGCUUGCCAAGUUUGACGUCGAAGAGUUCCGAAAGCACUGCUUAAUCAACGGCCUCGAUGACAUCGGCUUGACCCUCCAGCUCGAAGACAAGAUUGUCGACUACGAGAAGAAGGCCUCGGCCAAAACCCCCUGGGUAGACGGCACGGCCUACCUGCGGCGAAAGGGCCAGGGCGGUAAGCUAGCCGCCAAACCCGCACCCGUUCCCAAGACGAAUCGUGGACAGGAGAUCAAGGACCCAAUAGAAUGGUAAUAUAUAUACGUAGGAGGGAAGGGGAGUUUGUACGGGUUCGGCGUUGUGCUGGAGGAAAAUCUUUUUUUUAACGUUAACGCGUGUCUUAAAUGCGGCACUUAUUGUUGUCGAUACUGAGUUCGUCGCGAUUUGCUUUGACGAUAGGAUGAAUACUACGGAAUGUGGAAUAAUAGUGGCGAUGAUUACUACAACACAUCAAAAAUUGAACGGAAGUCCUUUCUUUGAUGAAUUAAGGAAAUUUUUCGAAUUUUCGAAUACAUCUUGGUUUUUCUAUGCGUAUGUGACCUGUGCCUUUUGGAGUAAUUGGGAAUCAGUAUUUAAGCCCUGUGGAUUCAAUAUUUCUUGCAAGGUUUCCUCGUGUAUCAUAUGGGAGAGGCGAACUUUUUAGCAAUAGGGGUAAGUACCUAGCUAAGGUUAUGUGUGUGGAUGGCGUUUUAAGUAAAGAAGUACAAAUAAAUAUGAAGGGGGAUUUUGUUUAGUUAUCCCUUAUUCUCUGCCAAGAUA